AUGUCCACCGCGGUUGCGCCUGUCCAGGCUGCUCCGCUCACUUCGCCGCGCAUGACCCGUGACUUGAGUCCGAAGAAUUGCCCAACUCUGGCACCCGCGACUUCGAAUAAUCAGAACAGCACUACGCCUCCUCGGCUGUCUGGACCAUCACGGGAUGGAUCGUUGACUCAAAGCUCACCCGCAGGAAGGAAACCGACCUCCCCAUCGUCGCAAAACGGGAUAAAUUCUUCGAAAGUCAUAGUUAAGAAGGAGCCACCCUCAUCGCCCGCAAUGCAGUCCCAUACUCGACCCCGUCCCCGACGACUUGAUCUCUCCACUAGUCUCCCAAACUCGGGAGGUUUGUCUGCCCGGGCCCCAGGCGGUCCAAUGACUGCCCGAGAUGGCCUCAACAUGCAGAAUGUCGGAAUCGCGUGCUUGUCGCCGGGCUUCCAAACCCACGACCCAGUCAUGAGGGAGCAACUCCAACGGAGCUUGUCAGUCCGUGAUCAGCAGAGAUCCAUCAUCGAAUCGCGUCUACAGAAAUCGGCCAAGGACGAUGGGCCAGAGGGAAUCAAGCCAUCGGACUCGUUUGGGCUACCCAAGACCGCUGCCUCGAAGCGGAGACCACCGGGGUUAUCCAUCAUACCUCCAUCUGCAGCUCAAUUCGCAAAUGAGCGUGUGAUCCAAUCCGCACCACUGAACCAGACGUUUACAGGUCGCCAUGAGCCACAGCCAUUGACCCGCCAUAUCGUCAACCAGAGUCCUACUCUGGGGUCUACAUCUCAUAUUCACCAUGUUCCUGCCACCCAAACGAACAACCGCCUUCCACCACUCUCGGAUGUGUUUGGAACGGACGCUCUAGGAGGUCGUGAAAGGGAGAUCAAUCGGGGACCUUUUUACCCUGGCGCAUCCGGUGCCAGCUCAUCGCAAUCAAACAACUUACCGCCCAUCCCGUCUCCCAGGAUGUCCCGUGAAUCCGCUCAAAUCCCCAAGCGGCCAAGAGAGUAUCGCUCUGCCGAAGAAGCGGUCCAGGAGAUGUCGGGUGGCCGGGAAGAGCUUCUGCCUCGCAUUGUGCACUACGGCGGCCACCAACCGCCAACCCCACCGUCUCCGCGGAUUGCUAAUGGUCCCCCCAAAUCUGGCGCACCUCAUCCGGAGAUGACGCCGGCGACAAAUGUGCAACCACAGCCAGCUCUGUAUCUUUCGGAAAGAUCUGCCCGUCGGCGCUCUCGAAACGAGUACGAGCAUGAGCAUGGAAGUCCUCCACUCGGCCACGGUCCCGAGCAACACUAUCGCCCGAAUCCAGCUCUGGCUUCUGGUACAAGUACCGGCCGUGGUCCAUUUGGUGCUGGUAGAGACUCGCCCGAAACCCAAAGAAAGAAGAAGGAAGAAUUUCUUAGUCUUUGCGCCCGAGCAUGGGAUUUAUUCCAUUCUUGA
Molecule: messenger RNA, 1416 nt
Organism: Aspergillus aculeatus ATCC 16872
Lineage: Eukaryota; Fungi; Ascomycota; Eurotiomycetes; Eurotiales; Aspergillaceae
Exons: 2
Coding region: 1-1416 (471 amino acids)
Source: RefSeq, a predicted model, not a curated record